Soboliphyme baturini is the source of this 566-nucleotide messenger RNA. Lineage: Eukaryota; Metazoa; Nematoda; Enoplea; Dioctophymatida; Soboliphymatidae. The record is from the annotation of a GenBank genome assembly.
AUGCCUUGGGUUGUUUUGAACUUCACCGUGUCAGAGCCGAUUUUCACGUUCUAUCAAAAUCAAGACAAAGCGAAAUUAAUCGAAGAAUACAACGGCAAGGGUAUUCUUGACGUUUUUCGAAAAUGGUCUUCGUGGAAGUCGAUGCAGCUUUAUCCGUUUCGAAAAACAUUUUUGGGCAUCGAUACUUUGCUUGCCUACGGCAUAUACGUCGAAGACUCGACUGUUGACUUUCGAUUGGUCGUAUUAUUUGUUGGCGGUUUGUUGCUGUUCUUCGCUGCGAAAUGGCUCAGUCGUACUGCGGUUACUUAUUACAUCAGCGGGUCGCUGUUGAGCAUCGUCGGCUCACUGCUCGUCCUCGUUUUUAUUAUUUUCCGUUCUCUACCAAAGAAAUCGACAUCGUUGGCUUUUUUGUUUGGCGGUUGGUCGUUGGUUCUGUUCAUUUUGUCUCGGGUUUGGCAAAACCUACUCUCGGUGUUUCAGAUGCAUACGACUUGGAUUGCAGCUUACGCGGUAUCUUUAUUUUUGAAACGUGUAUCUUUCACCAAUUAUUUCAGUCAGCCUUGACA